This is a messenger RNA of Dermacentor andersoni, 492 nucleotides long. Lineage: Eukaryota; Metazoa; Arthropoda; Arachnida; Ixodida; Ixodidae. The record is from RefSeq and is a predicted model, not a curated record.
ACCGAUUGUCUUUCUACUGGAUGGCACUGUCUGGUGAGCUACUCACGAUUAUUCUGGGCACAGUCUUCAGCAUUGUCACAGGUGGGGCUAAGGAAACGAAGGACAACUUACAUCUAACCAGUGUCCCGUUUUUGAACGUCUUGAGACGCUUCAAGUUUUCUCGACGUAUCGUUCAGCUUCAAGAAGCAAGGAUACAGGAUGGGGAAAAACUUUCAGCCGGCCAUUGCGAUAACGAAGAAUGCAUGGCUCUCACCAGUUUGUUUUCGAGGAACGGAGCAAAGGAAAUGCCCAAGACCGACGCCGCUGAUCAUUCAGAAUGCAUAACACAAGUCGUCUAAGUGAGGCAAAGACACAUAGUUUCAAAUAUAGAUAACUGUAAUUUAGUGCAAGACGAUUUUGUGGAUGUGAAGGCCAUCGCAGUAAAAUUACAAUAAAACAGCAUAAAUGAGGUAGGUCAUUUGGAAAUAGAAAAUAAAUUGGCCGAGGAUUGCG